AUGUCCCUGCUGCAGCUACAGGCCUUACAGCUACCGGCAUUUUGCGCCCCCCACGACGCCCUGCAGCACGGACAGCCGGUCCCCCCGCCGCCGACACCGCGCAGCCAGUACCUGUCAGCGGAGGAGAACUAUGAAAGUUGCCCGCCCUCGCCAUACACGGAGCGGAGCUACUCUCACCACCUCUACCCACCGCCACCGUCCCCCUGCACAGACUCCUCGUGAGGGCUGUCCCCCCCCUCUCCCCCCCGCUCCAUUGCCCCAUUGCCUGCCUCUGCCGCCAAAGUGUAAAUACGAAAUGUUCUGCUGGGGAGGGGGGAGGGAGCCCUUGGCGAGGCAGGACAGUGUACAGAUAAAUGUUAUUAAAUGGGGUGAAGGAAUACUGGAGAUAUUUGUACAGAAGAGAAAAAAAAAAGGAUAUUUAUAUAUUUUCUUAAACAGCAACUGCUGCUUGUGCCAUAAGAAGAGAAAUUUUUGUAUA
Struthio camelus australis is the source of this 478-nucleotide messenger RNA. The record is from RefSeq and is a predicted model, not a curated record. Lineage: Eukaryota; Metazoa; Chordata; Aves; Struthioniformes; Struthionidae.